Messenger RNA from Seriola dumerili (greater amberjack), 2566 nucleotides. RefSeq names its product interferon-induced protein 44-like. NCBI's taxonomy places the organism in Eukaryota, Metazoa, Chordata, Actinopteri, Carangiformes, Carangidae. Gene Ontology annotation, molecular function: GTP binding. The transcript is spliced from 8 exons. The record is from RefSeq and is a predicted model, not a curated record. The coding region runs from base 282 to 1697 and encodes 471 amino acids.
UAACCAGAACCGAAACUGACAAUGUGAGGCAGUAACAAUAUCCCUUUCUUUGUCUUUGUCUUGCCUCACCAAAUAAUAAAAAAGUGCAACUCAAUUCUCAGAGCAGUCUUACUUCACUUCAGCACCGUGCUGACCUUGGUUAUUUUUUUAUGUGCUACAUAUUUCCAAAGGACGAGACCAUCCUCACAGUUUGAAUCCAGAUUCACUUCUGUUUGAAUCACAGCGGUCUGCUGCGUAUUUACCGCAUCACUUUUUUCUACUGCAGGUUUGUAUCCUCCGCCAUGUCUGUGGUCACGUCCGGCCUGUCUAAGGAUCAGCAGAAGAAGCUGCACUCUCUCCUCGGUCAUGUCAAACUCCACCUGCUCUACAAAGCCAGCAUCCACGGCUUCACUGCCGCUGCUUUCCACGCCCACUGUGACAGACAGGGGCCCACCGUCAUCACCGCCUACAACGCCACUGGGUUUGUUUUUGGAGCUUACACCUCUAAAGACUACACCCAGUGCCAAGAGGGCAUCAGUGAUGAGCAGGCUUUCCUCUACAGCAUCAGUGCAGGGGAAGACAAGCCGCUGAGGGUGGGGGGUAUCAGCGGACAGUGUGCUUUCACUGAUGUAUCAACUGGUCCAAAUUAUGGUGCUUUGGUGUUCCUGCAUGAGGACAAACCUCACUUACUGUCCAACCCAGGGACGGGCUUCGUCUUUCAGGCAGCAGCGAUGCAUGGAGAAGACUUAGCGCUGACUGAGUUUGAAGUGUAUCGAGUUGAAGGUUUGGGAGAUCUCCUGGCCAAACCCUGGAGGAACAUCCAGUGGACUGCAGAAAGAAGGCAGCAGUCGAUGAAGGUCAUCCGGAGCUAUCAGUCUUGCAUCAAAACAGUUCAUCAAGCCCGGGUGUUGUUGGUGGGUCCAGUUGGGGCUGGUAAAUCCAGCUUCUUCAACUCCAUCAACUCAGCGUUUCGAGGCAACAUGACGUCCCAGGCCAUCGCUGGUACUGCAGGGAAGAGUGUGACCACUCAGUUUCGCACCUACACCAUCAAGGCAGGGAAAGGUGGUGAAGCUGUUCCUCUGGUCCUGUGCGACACAAUGGGGCUUGAGGAAAAUGCUGAUGCUGGUUUGGACAUUGAGGACUUAGUCAACAUCUACAAGGGUCACGUCAAGGAUCGCUACCAGUUUAGUCCCUCUGCUCCUCUCCUGGAGAGCGCUCCGGGCUACAAGAAGCAUGUGACCCUCAAUGACAGGAUUCAUUGUGUGGUUUAUGUAAUGGACACCUGCAAGGUCUCUCUCCUUACCCAGAAAAUGCUGGACAAGUUUGCCGCCAUCCGUAAAAAGACCAACCAGCUGGGUAUUCCUCAGAUACUUCUGAUGACCAAAGUAGACGAGGCAUGUCCGCUAGUGGCAGAAGACUUGAAGAAUGUUUAUCGCAGUGUUUACAUCCAGAGGAAGGCACGGGAGCUGAGUGAGUCUCUGGGCAUCCCCUUGUCCUGCGUGCUGCCGGUGAAGAACUACAGUGAGGAGCUGGAGCUGGACCAGGACACUGACAUAUUGCUCUUUACUGCAGUGGAGCAGAUGCUGAACUACGCAGACAGCUUCUUCGAGAACCAGGAUAUUGAAGAUCCCGAGGCGACUGAUCAACUGGAGCUCUACAGAUCCAACAGUUAUCAACACCCCGUCUUAGCGGAACGCACUGAACAUAAUGUUGUUUGAAAGACAGAACAUUGUCAUUUAUCCAAAACCUUUUGAAUUCAAACUAAUGAGUCUGUUGACCAAAUAAAUUUAAUGAAAGGUUGUUAUCUUUGUCAAUUUCUAUGUAGUUGUUUUUACUUGUCAGGAGCAUAACAACAACUAAAGACAAAAUAAUUAAAGUAUGCCUAAAUAUUGUCCCAUGUGACUCAUCUUUUUAAGACAACAUAGAUUAAAAAUCUAGAAAACAAGAUAUUAAAUGGAUUUUGAAGUGAGAUUAUUUUGUCAACUUUUAGUUUCAGAUAUCAGAGACAUCAGGAAAUUGAACCCGUUCAUACUUUUUGCUGUAUAUUUUUGCUGAACCUUAAAAGCCACUUCAGUUAUUCUAGUUGAGGCAUAUUUUUUGCUGUGAAGAUCAAAGGAGGCUUUUUGUCACAUGCGAACACUUUCAAUUUGAUUAACUUUUAUUGCAUUUGCUUGAAGAGCCUGAAGAACAAAAAGUGCGUAACUGUCAAAAUAUUUUGGACCGUAUGACUUCAAACUCCUGUGACUUUUAGUUUCACAUUGAGGUUACAGACUUUUCUUUCUCUCAGUUAUCCACUAGGUGUCAGUCAUAAUUUCAUAAUGACUGGUGGUCAUUUAUGGAAACUUGGGACGUUAUGAAAACAGGAGGAUCAUGUUGCACAACUGUUUCCAACUUAUUCAAGAAGCUUCUUUUUUUUUUUUUUUUAAUCUUUCAGUUGAAUUUUAUUGAUGAAUUUCUAGAUAAUCAGAUGUUUUUCUGCACUGUAAUUUCACACAAUAAGUCAGAAUGACAAAGCAAAUGCACUUCUAUAUUUUGAAAAGUCAUGACUCAAUGUAACCACACUAAUAAACCCGCAUGACAAAUUGAA